Molecule: messenger RNA, 1959 nt
Organism: Impatiens glandulifera
Lineage: Eukaryota; Viridiplantae; Streptophyta; Magnoliopsida; Ericales; Balsaminaceae
Product: transcription termination factor MTERF5, chloroplastic
Exons: 6
Coding region: 191-1867 (558 amino acids)
Biological process (GO): regulation of DNA-templated transcription
Molecular function (GO): double-stranded DNA binding
Source: RefSeq, a predicted model, not a curated record
UCAUCUUACUAAAUAAUCUUACCCUUUCAUUCUUCCUCGUCUCAACUCAACUCAACGGUACUCCACUCCCUCCUGGACAGAAAUCCAAACAGAGACAGAAACCUAUUUACAGUCGAAAUCGAAGGAUUAUCUUUAAUUAGAGAAGAUACGCUCUUCCUCCUGCAGCUGAGCUGUUAAAAAGAAGAGAUAUAUGAUGAUGAAGACUGUAUUAGGAGUUUUGAGUAGUACCUGUUUACACCCUCAAAUGGUGGAAGAGGAUCAUCAUCUAUUUUCUAUUCCUAGCUUCAGAACAAAUAGAUUUUCUUGGAGGUUGUCUCAAACAAGUACUUUCCGUUGUCGGAAAUGUCAUCGACGUACAAUACCAGCUUGUUUGUCUGGAUUAUCGCAAGGCGAAAAUGGACUUACCAACAGGAUCCAAACAGUUGGGAGACAUAUAGAUUGGUCUGCUUCUUAUAGGAGGAAUGAACAGAAAUUUCCCAAUAACUCUUUCAUUUGCCAGGCAAAGUCCAGUAAUGAAUCUGGGAUUGAUGGUACAUUCAAUGUAAGAGUGGUGCCUCAUACACUUUUAGCUGCAGAAAAAGAAGAAGCCAAAGCUGUAUUAACUUUGUUCCUUAAGAAACAAGGUUCCACUAAUGCUUUAGCGGCUAGAAUUAUAAACAAAUCUGACGCUUUCAUUAAACAUCUCAUUUCACGACUCCAUUCUGUUCAUAAAUCUCGCUACCUAGUAGGACGUGAACUAACUACUCUCGAGAUAAGGGAUGCCCUUAAUCCCUAUCUCGAGAGUCUCCUCGAUGAAUAUGGUGACAUUUUUGUGGAUGUAGUUGAGAAUUUUCCCGAACCACCUAUUAUUAAAGAGCGGUCAACAGAGAAAACAAUUGCUAUCAUGAACACAACAUCGUUGGAAGAAGGGGGAACAGUUAGUCCAAUUCCUCCUCAGCCGAGUAAUGCUCUCAACUCGAAGAAGCUACGAGCAAUAGAAAGAGUAAGUGAGGUGGGACCGUCGGGAGAUCUUCUUCCACACGUUUCGUACCUGAUAGAGCUCGGAAUGGAUUUGGAAAUGAUCAAAGAAGUGACGAGAAAGUUUCCUUCGUUUGCUUACUAUAGUUUGGAAGGAAAAGUUAAACCGAUCGUCGAAUUCCUACUUGGGCUCGGAGUACCCAAAUCCGAUAUUCCUUAUAUACUCACCCGAAGGCCUCAACUUUGCGGGAUAAGCUUAUCGGAUAACUUAAUACCAACAAUGGCAUAUUUAGAGGACUUUGGAGUUGACAAGAAACAAUGGGCGAAGGUUAUUUAUCGUUUUCCCGCUCUUUUAACGUAUAGCAGGCCGAAGCUGAAAGCAACCGUGGAUUUCCUUUAUGAAAUGGGUUUACCCGCUGAAUUCGUGGGUAAGAUCCUGACCCGAUGCCCGAACAUUAUUAGUUAUAAUGUGGACGAUAAGCUGAGGCCCACUGCUGAAUAUUUCAAGUCUUUGGGUGUUAAUGUCGCUGGAAUUCUAUAUCGGGCCCCUCAAACGUUCGGUUUGAGUAUUGAAUCGAAUUUGAAGCCUGUUACAGAAUUUUUUUUGGAGAAAGGGUUUAGUGUGGAUGAUAUUUGUACUAUGAUCACGAGAUAUGGGGCGUUGUACACGUUUAGUUUGGUUGAGAAUUUGAAACCGAAGUGGGAGUUUUUUGAGACGAUGGGUUAUCCGAAAUCGGAGCUGGUUAAAUUUCCUCAGUAUUUUGGGUAUAGCUUGGAGGAGAGGAUUAAACCUAGGUAUGGAAUUGUGAAGGAGAGUGGAGUGAAUUUGUUAUUGAAUCAGGUAUUGUCUCUUUCAGAAAGUGAGUUCAAUAAGGCUUUGGCAAGGAAGAUCAAGAAAAUUAACAGCUGAUCUGUUUGUUUAUUAUGUAUGUAUGUAUGACAUAGAAUGAAGAAUGUUUGUUUUAGUAAAAUAAUUUCACUAAAUACUCAAGUUUCUUUUUU